AAAAACACUAUUGAUCUGUUAAAAAAAAAACAGUGUUGAGUUCUAAGUUGUUGUAACUAGCACUUAGUUGACACGUGACGUCCCCACCGCCGUAACAGCAAACCACUCUUCCAAUCGACGCCGCGAUCUCAUCUCAGUUUCACCGAUGAUGAUGGAGUACGCAGAGGAACUGGUGAGGGAGUUUCUGGUGUUCCGAGGAUUCACCAACACGCUCGAAGCUUACGAGACCGAAUUGCGAACCGACAUUGGUAAAGGGUUCCAGGUCGACAAGAUUCUCGACCUCAUCUUCUCCGUCUAUGUUCCCAAGUUUCAGGGUGAGAAGUUGGUUGCGCUUCUCGGUUUCUUCAAACACUAUGUCUCUUCAAGUUCUGAAACCGCACUUGUUUCAACGUUGUCGAAGUUGGAAGCUUCUAUUCUGCGAUUCUAUGUUGUUUAUGCUUUGCAGUCCAAUCGGAGAGACAAGGUUGUGGAGUUUUUCGCUGCUAAUGGUGCUGAAUUGGUGCAGAGUUCUCAGGAUUGGACUCACUGGUUUGCAAUUCCUUAUACCAAGAAUCCGCAAACCGAUCCAGAAUUUCGAAUAUUUUUCUCCAAGGAGUGGUAUCAGGCAUUGCAUCUUUCUGUUAGAAACUUCUUUAGUGAGAUCUUCAAUGCUACUCGUCUACCUGCUCUACUGAAGAUCAGUUCAGAGAUGAAUGCUACCAACCUACUCAAAAGAGAUAUCGUACAUCUAAAUCAUAAAUUGUCGCAGCUUCAGGCUUUACUCGAUGAGAAAGAGGCACAAUUAUGCCAAUUUAGAAGUUUGGAAGGAAGUAUUAGUUCAUCAAGCAAUUUGCGUGAAGAAAGUACCCAUAUGUCAGAAGAUUCUCCGAAGGUUUAUCCAAGAGGAGUUCAAAAAGAGAUUAGCCAAGAUUCUAUUGUUGAUAGACCUGGAUAUGUUCAGUCUGAGAUUAUCAGCUCCAAGUCAGGUGAAGAUUCACCUUUCUUAAUGAAUGAUCAUCUGGUAAAUGGCAGAGCUGGCGAUGCCACUGCAAAAGAAAAUGAUAGAGAAGUUUAUGGGGAAGAAGAUUUUGCUGAGGUCAAAGUGGAGCACCAGGAGACAUUUUUGGGGCACACCAGUCCAAUCACCCGGUGCCGCUUCUCUACAUCUGGAAACAACAUUGCUAGUGCCUCUCUGGAUGGAACUGUCAGGAUAUGGACAUAUGAUGCAUCAACUCCAGUAUCUAGAAAUGCAACCAUAUAUUGUGGCACCGAAAUUUUGUCGCUUGACUGGGAAUGUAAAUCAGACCGCUUGCUUCUAAUAGGUACAUCUGAUGGGUGCAUUAAAGCUUGGAAUGUGGAUGCAAAGAGAGUUGUUUGUGACCUUAACACAACAGAAGAAUUUCCAAGUGUGUUGGACAUAAAGUGCAGUCCCGUUGAACCUAUUUUCGUGUCUGCAGCAGCUUCUAGAGGGGCUGGUUCCAACUAUCCUCACAACCUGGGUUUCGCUUCACUAACUGUGUGGAACAUGAAGACGUGGAAAGCCAUGACAGUCCUUCCUCUUGGAGAAGAUCCACCAGCAAUUACUUCUCUAUGCUUCAAUCACAAUGGGAAGAUUUUAGCAGCAUCUGCUGUGGAUGGAAUGAUUCACAUGUUUGACAUGUCUGCUGGUCUACAAAUCACUGGCUGGCCUGCACAUGAUUCUUCUAUCAGUUCAAUUUUUUUUGGACCAGAUGAGACUAGCAUUUUUAGCCUGGGCUCUGAUGGGAAGAUUUUCGAGUGGAGUUUGCAAAAUCAAGGUCAAAUCUUGUGGUCAAGAGACUGUAGCAGGUUCUGUUCCCCCCUCAGUGCUUCAAAAUAUAGCAGACAUGAGAUGGCAUUAGAUGCAAAUGGGAGGAGACUCUUGGUAACAUCCAGUUCUGUUAGAGCACCCAUAUAUCAGGUUCAGGGUAAUUUGACUGGUUGGAGAACACUUCCUCACGGUGCUCCUAUUACCGCUGUAGAUUGGCAUCCGACAUUACCCAUUUUCUUGACUGGAUCAGCUGAUAACUCUGUCAGAGUAACAUCUUUGUUAUCAUAGCCCCGCCUUGUAUUUGUAUCUUAGAGUUUUUUCAUUCUUUGUUUGGUGAGCAUUUAAAUAGGUUUUAUUGGAAUUUUAGGUUGUAAUAUGAUGGUCUCUCUCUCGCUCUCUCUCUACAAGUGAGAUGUGCAUAUUUAUGCAAUUGCCUUGUAUGUACAUUUGUACUUUAUUGAGUUUAGUCAUUUCUUUUGUCAUGCAUACGAAAUUAAUGUAUCAAAUUUGCAGGCAGGCAUAAAUUGUGAAGAGAAUUUUUGACA
This is a messenger RNA of Lotus japonicus, 2313 nucleotides long. RefSeq lists its product as uncharacterized. The record is from RefSeq and is a predicted model, not a curated record. NCBI's taxonomy places the organism in Eukaryota, Viridiplantae, Streptophyta, Magnoliopsida, Fabales, Fabaceae. The transcript is spliced from 15 exons. Gene Ontology annotation, molecular function: protein binding. Bases 146 to 2056 code for a protein of 636 amino acids.